This is a messenger RNA of Fomitiporia mediterranea MF3/22, 4481 nucleotides long. RefSeq lists its product as uncharacterized. The record is from RefSeq and is a predicted model, not a curated record. Bases 2688 to 4328 code for a protein of 546 amino acids. Gene Ontology annotation, molecular function: NAD binding; malate dehydrogenase (decarboxylating) (NAD+) activity. The transcript has 17 exons. Gene Ontology annotation, biological process: malate metabolic process; pyruvate metabolic process. NCBI's taxonomy places the organism in Eukaryota, Fungi, Basidiomycota, Agaricomycetes, Hymenochaetales, Hymenochaetaceae. Gene Ontology annotation, cellular component: mitochondrion.
AAAUCUCAUCUGUAGACUGACCCGCGAUGACCGAACUGCAUCUCAUCUCGGACACGUUAUAAACGUCAGAACUCUCGUACCUUUCUGACUGGUCAGGAAGAGCGAGAUUUCACCACGACCAGGAGAUGAUCAAAGACCGCUGAGUGAUAUCUGAUCUACAGCGUUCUCAGAGAGCAACCGGCUUAAUUAAAUCUGCACGAAGCUGUUCUGGUGCCCACCAUCACUAUUCAAUUCUAUGUCCUGUUCGGCAGUGUCUCGGUUCACUGCAGUUUACUCGACGACCACCAGAUGGUUGAUACUUGUUCCAUUCCAAAGCUGUUGGGUACCACGCUUCCUUGCACUGAAUUCCGCCACAUCAGGCAAAUCGAGUCGAGUUGCGUCCACCUGACCAACGCUGGAACCAGUUGCUAGUGCGGCAUUCUUUGUCAAUGACAUCGCUGUUGCGUGCAUCUGACAGUUCCUUGGCAAGGAAACCUGAUCCAACUUUUCCACGGUACACAGAGAAGCACUAAAAGGGCUGCGUGUGCUUCAGGAGCCGAAUUUGCGCCCUCGCCACCUCUACCGCUCCCUGAAAGCUGGUUUUUCAUUCACAUUCUUUGGCAUUGACUGCCUUUUCCUUUCAUUUGAAAAUUCCCACUUUCAUUCGAUCAUCUCGUUCGUUCAAAUUUUAACGACUGUUCUUUCAGAUUGGUGUCAGUAUGGGAAGUGGUGAUGGAAGUAGCCAGGGAGGAAACGGGAAUUCUGGUACACAGCAUAUAUAUGACACGGAUUCUAGCGUUCAAUAUACUGGCCAAUGGGUCUUGAACCAGUUUACGGAUCAAAAUGGCCACCAACAGACAUAUCAUUCAACUGCACAGAAUGGUUCGACAAUAUUUGCUCCCUUCUACGGCAAUCAGAUUAAAGUCAUGGGCAUCACUCCUACGGGUCAGGGAUCAUUAACUGCAAAUUAUUCUAUUGACGGUGGCCAACCAUCCAUGGCUUCCAUACCUACUAUCACACAGAGCAGCCCGUUAUUCUUUCAACAAGCUUUUCUUUCUCCAAAUACGACGCUGGGCAAUCACAAUAUCACUAUCACCGUUCUUGAGACUGGCUCUGGCCGAAACUUCUCCUUCCAAUGGUUCACUGUCAACUCAGGUAUGAAGGAUAUCAAUGAUUCAAGCGACAAUCAUCACCAUAAUGGGCAUGGGGAUGGACAUGGUACACAUACAGCGGCAAUUGUUGGUGGCGUGCUAGGGGCUGUCAUAUUUUUGCUUUUCUGUAUUCUUGGCGCGUUCUACUUUUGGCGAAGGAGAAGGUUAGCUCAAAUGUCUAGCAACGGCCAAAAUCGUCUCCCACCUAUGAUUUACUAUGCCCGGCCCAUAUCUGACGGAAGUUUGAGAGAGAAAGCUGAUUAUAUGCCUGAAGACUCUGUGAUCGACACAGGUUCAAAGUUCACUUUCGCAAGGCACGGAGGUACAUCCACCAAUCCUGCAAGAUCAUGGCUAUCAGUCGAUAUGCCACCCACUGUGCCGAGAAGCGCUGUCGUCAACGAUCGCAUCUCUGACUGGUCGUCUUACAAGGGCUCAAGUGUCAUUGUCGAGCAACCAAAAAUUGAGCGGUCGCGUUUCUCACCUUACACCACGACAACAUUUACUCCCAUGGCCUUCAGGGAACCAACCCCGCUUCCCGGAACGAGACGCUCCGCAGGGAUUCCUUCCAAGAUUGAGACGCUGACUAUGUCGUCCUCUGAGUCGCUGGGUCCUUACGAGAGCCGCAGGUUUUAGUUUACCGGUCUACGGGACUUCAUUUGCUUAUGGACAUAUCUUCCCGUGAAUAAUUCUAUCUUUGUAUCGUUAUUUCUUGUUGCGUUUUUGUUGAUAUCUCGUGUGAAGUGUUGCCUGGGUCAUUAGUUUAGCACACCCGUAUAUACCCGUUGUAAGUUCUCUGUCAGAAGAUGUACAUGAGUCAGAUUGUGUCCAGAUGUAUUAUCCCUGAUUCCGUCUUUAAGGUGUUUAUUUCAUUGACAGAGCGGCACGGCGAACGGCAUGGCAGUGUGAGAAUAUGACACUUUAUAAUAAACUAAUGAUCGACGGCUAGGUCUCCAGCAACGCAUGGCACGACCUAGAUAUCUUUCAUCAUGUAUCACAUUCAACAUGAAACACGUCCGUCUGUGGCGCUGAUACGGCAGGAACCAGUGUGUGGAAUCAUUCGAUUGCGCUUGUUGGUCAUUGGGGACGCUAGUGCUACUGCAUAAUGGACGAGGCAAGGUUGAGGGCUCAGGCAAAAUAAUUGGGGAGAAGAAAGCUCAUCUGGAUUAGUUGAAUAGACUCCGAGCUUCCGCUUCAGACAUGAACCUUGAGUGCCUGCGAGUGGCAGAGACGCUGAGACAUAGAGAUUGCCGGACGUUUUCAUUUGCAGUCGUCAAAAUUUGUUGGUAUCUUUCCACCGUCGCCUACCGCGGGUGCGUGAUGCAGGAAUGCAGCUAUAUUUGCAUGGACAUAUGUUGAGCGGAUAUAAAGGGUGUCCGACGGAGCAGCACAGGCUCCAAAGCUACAAUUUCGUUAGCCCGCUGUUUUCGCCCCCUCGCUGCUGAUUACUCUUUAAGCGCUUCUGCCGGGCUGCAGAGGAAGGAUUUACCCCAUUGAUAACCCCAUUUUACUAGUCUACAUAUUUUACAUAUCCGCGCAAAUCGAUCGCCCAGGGCCAUAAUGACUCGCGUUCUAAUCCCGGUCUGGUCCGCAGACGGCGUACAAAAGCUCAAGGUUGCUCCCCAACCUCCGGCGAAGCCUGCGAGAGGCAUGACACCUCCUGCACUCAACGGCUCCGUCCAUGUUGUCCGAUGCCUUGCCCAGCUGCGCUCGAAGGACAAACCUAUCGAAAAAUACAUCUACCUGGCACAGCUGAAGCAGACAGAUGAACAUAUGUUCUAUCACCUCUGCGUUGACAACAUGACUGAAAUAACCCCGCUGAUCUACACUCCUACCGUCGGCGAUGCCUGCAUCCAAUUCUCACACAUUUAUCGUAGACCGGAAGGAAUCUUCGUCUCGAUCGAAGACAGAGGCAAUAUUCGCAGUAUACUCAACAGUUGGCCGCGGAAGGAGGAAGCCCGCAUUUCCGUGGUCACUGACGGUUCGCGAAUUCUUGGUCUCGGGGACCUUGGCGUGAAUGGCAUGCCUAUUUCCGUCGGCAAACUUUCCCUUUAUGUCGCCGGUGCCGGAAUCCGGCCUUCCUCAACUAUUCCGAUCUGCCUGGACCUCGGAACUAACAACGAAAAAUUCCUUGAUGAUCCGCUCUACCUCGGCAUGCGGCGCCGCCGCGUGUCGGAUGAGGAGAUGUCGGAGUUUAUGGAAGAGUUCAUGUAUGAGAUGCACAGGGCGUUCCCCAAGCUCCUCGUGCAGUUCGAGGACUUCUCAACGGAUAAUGCUUUCAAGUACCUGGAUGCCUUCCGAGACCGUUACCCGGUAUUCAACGAUGACAUUCAGGGCACCGGUGCUGUUGUACUUUCUGGUUUCGUCAACGCGGCGAAGCUUGCUUCGGCGGCCGCUGGGACUCCGCUGCAAGACCAACGCAUCCUAUUCUUGGGUGCUGGUUCUGCGGGCGUUGGUGUUGCAAUGCAGCUCAUGAGUUUCUUCACGCUCCUCGGAAUGAGCAAGGAGGAGGCUCGUCGUCGCAUUUGGUUGGUCGACUCGCAAGGUCUGAUCUACAAUGAGCGAGGAUCUUUGGCGGAGCACAAGAAGUACUUCUCGCGUGACGACUACUCUGGCCCUCCGCUGAAGAAUUUGGUUGACAUCAUUGAGUAUAUCCGACCUACCGCUUUGCUUGGUCUCUCGACUAUAAAUGGUGCAUUCAACAAGGAAGUCGUUGAGACUAUGUCAAGGAUCAACGCACGCCCGAUUAUCUUCCCUCUCUCCAACCCAGUCAGGCUUUCAGAAUGCCAGUUCGAUGAGGCUGUUGAAUGGUCGGAUGGACGCGUCGUCUUCGCCUCCGGUUCGCCGUUCCCACAAUUAAACUACAAGGGGAAGGACUACUACCCCGGACAAGGAAAUAACAUGUACAUCUUCCCUGGUCUGGGACUCGGAGCUAUCCUCUCCCGUGCUGCGAAGGUUUCGGAUAGAAUGGUCGAAGCGGCUUCUCUGGCUCUCGCUGACUCCCUCACGGAAGAAGAGCGGUCUCUUGACAUGGUAUAUCCGCGCGUUGAACGGAUUCGUGAAAUCAGCGUGCAUAUUGCUGUGCGUGUCAUCCGCACGGCACAAAAAGACGGCACGGACCAAUCCGUUUACCUCCGCUCGAAGAAUGACGAAGAGCUCUUUGCAUAUGUCAAGAGCAAGAUGUGGAACCCUCAGAUCUAAAAGUACCAAUGUUACCUUGUGAUACACCUUUUCUAUGAUUCGGCCUGCUACUCAUGUCGAAAGUAUUGAUAGACCUCAGCUCUUAUGGCUCCUUUAGUGACUGUUGUGUAACGAUGUUGUAUGGCUUUACAAUAAUAGAUGUUUACCUUAUCC